UGUUGACCAUGUGUCUGCUGAGUUCGUUCCAAAUUGUGUUAAGUUUAAUCAUUAUUUCUCUUUUUGUGAUAUAUUCAAUAGGAAAAAAAUGGAGAAACGGAAGAAAACAACAGGAAAAUGAUUCGACAUCGAACAAACAUAGAGAGAAUUCAUCUAUAUCUGGAGAAAAUAAAGACAACGGCCAGGAGAUAAAAAUGAAUCUUCCGACUAUGUCUUUUUUACCAGUUUUGUGGAACAUUGUAUUUUCUGAACGUGACAAACAAUACCACGAUUCACACAUCGACAUAUUUAUUAGAAAUCUCUCUACCGGACUUCCUAUGCUAUUUACAAACGAGAAAGUCGUCUGUAUAAACAUAUUUGGAUAUAAAUUGAUUGUUUUCUUACAUCCAGAAUCUGCAAAGGAAAUUUUACGAAGCAACAGUUUAACACAGGAUUUUACACUUGAUUUCUUUAAGCCACUUUUGGGAGAUAGCAAUUUUCUUUUCAGUUCUGGCGAUGAUCGGAGAAAAAGAAGAAAAUAUUUAGCUCCACAUUUUCAUCUUCGGAAUCUGAAAGAUGAUCAAAAUGUAUUUAUGGAGCAUUCAAACGUCUUAGUGGAGAAACUCAAACAAUUGCAGAAGAAUGAAAUAUUCGAUAUCCUGGAAUGGAUGAAAUAUUGCACACUCGACAUAAUUGCAGACAUAGCAGUAGGAGUUUCUCUACAUUCUCAGACUACGAAAGAUCAAGAAUAUGUGUCCGCAAUUCACAGAAUUCUGUCAUAUUUUCCUGAAUGGAUAGCAAAUCCAGUGUACCGGCUUUCCCCAAUUUUUUUCAUGAGUAGAAUAGGAAAAAAAUACAAGAGGGACGUUGAAAUAAUUCAUUGUUUCGACGAAAAGGUGUUCAAGAGAAGAAAAGAAAAUUUUGUGAAAAAAAUGCAGCAGCAACAUUCCUUAGACAAAGAGACCCGUCAUGAAGAAGAACCAGAGAUGAAAACAAAACAGCGUAUAAUCGAUUCCUUGUUGGAUCUUCAUGUCAAACAAGGUUUAAGAUCGGAAGAAGACGUUAUCAGAGAUAUGGGAGGCACUAUUUUCGCGGGUUACGAUACAACCGCCCACGCUAUUUCAUGGACUUUUUAUUUCUUGGGAAGAUUCCACGAAAUACAAGAGAAAAUGUAUCUAGAAUUGCAAGAAAUUUUCAAAAAUGAUUUCAAUAGGAAUAUUACUAUCGAUGACCUGACGAAAAUGACGUACUUAGAAUGCGUAAUUAAGGAGUCGAUGAGAAUCUAUCCUAUUUUUCCUUUAAUUGCAAGAAAAACCCCAUCGGAAAUGAAAAUAGGUAAUUACCUGUUGCCUGCAAAUUCUUCUCUUAUCAUAAGUAUCUGCGGUAUUCAUCAUAAUCCUUCUGUUUACAAAAAUCCCGAAGUGUUCGAUCCAGACCGUUUCUUACCUGAAAACUAUAAAAAUCUUCACCCUUAUGCAUAUCUGCCAUUUUCUGUCGGUCCACGAAAUUGUCUCGGAAGUAAACUCGCCAUGAUUACAACGAAAAUGGUUUUGGCAAAUGUUCUUCGUAAAUUUAAAGUUUACUCUUUGGAUCCUCAGGAUAAAAUCUUCAUCUCAUACACAAUUAUGUUGACUCCAAUAUCGGGUAUAAGAAUGUGUGUAGAAAAAAGACGAAUGUUGUAAAAUUUUAAAUAACCUGAACAUUGCGGUAAUUUUUAUUACAAAUUUAUAUAAACAUAGGCUUAUAUCAUAUAAUCUCAACGAAU
Molecule: messenger RNA, 1744 nt
Organism: Centruroides sculpturatus (bark scorpion)
Lineage: Eukaryota; Metazoa; Arthropoda; Arachnida; Scorpiones; Buthidae
Product: cytochrome P450 4C1-like
Exons: 12
Coding region: 9-1661 (550 amino acids)
Molecular function (GO): iron ion binding; oxidoreductase activity, acting on paired donors, with incorporation or reduction of molecular oxygen; monooxygenase activity
Source: RefSeq, a predicted model, not a curated record